GCCUGGGAAAUUAAAAAAGCAUUGUAAAUUGGGGUCUAAGAAGGUGCCUGUUAAUAGCAGACACUCUCAGAGGGAAGCUGAUGGAGAUGUUCAGAGACGGUGUGAGUGGUACCUCCACUCUCAGCAGUGUCCCAAGAGAGCAUCUUGUGGGAGACUUUUCUCACUGGUCUCAGGGCACCAUGCCCUGCUUCCUGGCCCUGCCCAUAGGGCAGGCAGUGUCUGCACGAAAGGCACAGACCCUGCGAUGGUGAACCUCAUCCCACAACACACACAUGGGGUCAGGGCUGCUUAACCCGUGCAGCUCAGAGACCCAUGUGAUUUCGUUAAUAGUCCAUCUGUUUAACAAUUGCUCAGAUGAUAGGGUCUGACAAUGGUCACUGUUUGACAAUAGUUUCUAAAGAACUCUUAAUUCCCAAAGGGGCAAUACUAAGGGUUGGCAACUGUAGGUGGUCUAUGUGGAAGAGAUGACUGCAAAAUGAACAUGCCCCAAAGGCCCUAUCUACACACAAAACUGGUGGUCCAGCCUCCGCCUAGGGUACUUGAGCACUUUGGCAGUGCUGAGGACCAUGGGAUGGAUCCCAGGUGUUAUAGAAUCAUAGCAUCAUCUAGGUUUGAAAAGACCUUCAAGAUCACCAAGUGCAACCACCAACCUGAGCUACGGAGUCCCGGCAAUACACCACAUCCCUUAGUGCCACCUCCUCACGUCUCUUCAAUACCUCCAGGGAUGGGGGCUCCAUCACCUCCCUGGACAGCCCAUCCUGAUGCUUGACCACCCUCUCCAUGAAGAAAUUCUUCCUAAUAUCCAAUCUAAAACUCUCUGGUACGACUUGAGACCUUCCAAGCAGCUCUCAGGGAUCCAGCACUCUGACCCAGGCAGUGCUUUGUCCUCAGAGGAUCAGGUUCCUGGGAAGCGGCCAGAGCAGAGGCAGCAGACAUCUCUGUGCCCUUGCAGGUGUCCCCAUGAUUGCAGUCUUGCAGAUGAUGGCGUUCGGUCUUGCUCUCCUCUCAACCCUCUUCCUCCUCCUGGCCACAUGCACUGACUGCUGGAUGGUGAAUGCUGAUGACAGCUUGGAGGUGAGCCACAAAUGCCGGGGGCUUUGGAGAGAAUGUGUCACCAACAUGCAGGAUGGGGUCAGGACCUGUGACCAAUAUGACUCCAUUCUGGCAGACCAUCCAGUGAAGAUUGUGGUGACACGGACACUGCUGAUCACAGCAGACCUCCUGGUGGGCCUGGCCUUGGCAACUUUGCUCCUUGGGCUCGACUGCAUCAAGUUCCUCAAGGAAGAUUCUCGUGCGAAACUGAGGAUGUGCUAUGGGGCUGGUGUCAUCCUCGGCAUCGGGAGCAUCCUGGGCCUGGUAGGCUCUGUGUGGUAUGCGGUGGAUGUCUACUUGGAGAGGGCCAUGCUGGUGUCACACAACAUAUUCCUGGGAGUCCACUAUGACUUCGGGUGGUCUUGCUGGCUGGGGAUGGCUGGCUCAACGGGCUGCUUCACGGCAUCCAUCCUGCUGACCUGCUGCCUCUCCGCUUGUUCAGGUCAGUUCACGUUGCCCUGGGCUGCCCCAUCCCACAGCAGGGGGCUUCUUGUCCUGCACGGCCCACCACAUCCCUGACUCUCUCCUGCAAGGCUCCAGCAUCCGCCACCAGACCCCGAGGCUCCCCCAGCGCCGAAUAGUCACCAGCAAGAUGUACACCAUGGACUCCCAUGUGUGAUGGGCAGCAGCACCUCCUGCACCCAGCCCAUUGCACGAUGCUCACCCCCAAGUCUGACCCCAUUAAAGC
Cygnus olor (mute swan) is the source of this 1780-nucleotide messenger RNA. Its product is annotated as claudin-16-like. Bases 961 to 1611 code for a protein of 216 amino acids. Gene Ontology annotation, biological process: cell adhesion; bicellular tight junction assembly. Gene Ontology annotation, cellular component: plasma membrane; bicellular tight junction. The record is from RefSeq and is a predicted model, not a curated record. Gene Ontology annotation, molecular function: structural molecule activity. The transcript is spliced from 4 exons. Lineage: Eukaryota; Metazoa; Chordata; Aves; Anseriformes; Anatidae.